GAAAUCCUGAGUAUCCUGGUAGGGUACGUGGUGUUGGUGGCUUCGUCAAGCCUUCGGCAUAUUUUCAUCUACCUAAACGCCAAAUGCUAAAUGUAGAAGAUAGUGUCAGGGUAAGUGUUAAGAAGAUACUAGCAGAAGAGAAAGAAAAUAUCAUUGCUCAGGAAAGAGCCAAAUGGGAGUUGGAGAUGGAGCAACAAAUUGCUAGGGAAAGAGCCGCUUGGGAGGAAAGGUUUCAGAAGUUAGAAGCGAUGGUUAAUGGGAAAGAGAUGCCAGCUGACUCACCCAAACCUGUGACACCGCUGAAUGAUUUAGGCUCUGGCCAAGGCAGCUGUUCAAGGCACCUUGAAAAGGCUGGUUUGAAAGCUAUUGAAAUUGAAGCUACCAAAACUGCCAAGAAGAAGUUAGAUUUAAGGGAGGACCAGCAGAAAGUAGUUGAGGAGAAUGAAGUCUUUGUGGAUGGGGAGCUGAACAUCAAACUAACCUCGAUUAUUGAGGAGGAGGUUCAGUCCACCAAUAUUGUCCAGUCAGGGUGUAAACUUGCGAUAGAUUCAUUGGACAACAUAGUGGCUGAAGGAACGAUCAUUCAAGUGGAUGUUGACUCCAGCAAGCAAACUAUCCAUGGUGUUCCAUUGGCUGAGGAAAAUGUCCGAGUAUCGAUCACCAAAUCUAUUGUUGCUAAUGCUUUGCUACCAAUUCCUAUUAAUGAUGAGAUUCUGUUUGUCCGCGAUGCAAUUGGUACAUGCAUUGCUUGGCCUAGAGACUGGGUAAUACCCACUGCAGCUGAUGCAAAGCGGGAAAAGAUUAAGGUUGUGAGGAGGAAAAAGAAGGAUAUAUAUGAUGAUUUUUUUGAUCAUGAUGAUUUGGACAAGCUGCCACCCAAUUUGCCUCCACCACUUAAGACGUUGGCCACAUGGGCUAAUGAUAACUUGAAGGAUGGGAUCACCAUCCACACAACCUUAGGCGAGGAAUUAUUUGGAUAUCUAAAAAAGGUCGCCAUCUUCAGAAGGGAUGUGUAUGCCAUGACCAACAUGAAGGAGGUUUCUGCCAGCUGCAUUGUGAUGUAUAUGAGCUUCCUUUAUCAAGUGUUGAAGAAAUCGAAGAUGCUUGACAUGAUUGGCUUCGUAGAUCCUGCUAAUACUGGUAUCAUUGGCUGUGGAAAUCCGACUGAACGGGCUCGUUCUUUGUCAGUUUCUUAUGAAAGAGGGAAGCCUGGUCAGAUUUUUUUGGUCCCCUAUAAUUCAGGCGGUCAUUGGAUGUUGACGGUGGCAAACCCCACUGAAGAAGUUGUGUAUUUCAUGGAUCCGCUAAAGAGGCGACUCAUCACCGGUGAAUGGAGAACUAUUGUGGACAACUCCAUCAAAAUAUUCAAUGCCCAAAAACAUAGGAAAGGCCGAAAGACAGUUCAAUGGAAAAACUGUGCAGGCAUUCCGGAGCAGAUGGGUGAUAAGACUUGUGGUUAUUGGAUUAUGCAUUACAUGAGGGAUAUAGUGGAGGACAAAAACCAAGAGUGGAGUGCUAAGUGGGAAAGAAAAGCAAAUCACUAUUACACAAUGGAGAAUGUUGAUGUUGUCCGGGCAGAGUGGGCAAAGUAUGUUAUGAAGUUCAAAGAUAACUAGUGCAUGUGUAGGUUAACUAGUAGUUGAAGAUAUGUAGCACCAACUUUUGGACAUGCAAAGUUGAUAUAUAUAUAGGCCAGAUUUUGAUUGCAGUACUGCUAGCUAUUUUGCUAUGUUGUUUAGUUGGUUGCCCACAUUGUGUAGUGCUUUUGGUUUAUUAGCAAGCAGUACUGCAUGUAUAUAUUUUGCUGGCUGCCCAGAUUAGUAGAUAUGGGUCAUUUAGAACUGAUGCUGAUCGAUGAUUAGGUUUGUGUACAUGAGACGACAAUGGUGGA
Messenger RNA from Rosa chinensis, 1891 nucleotides. RefSeq lists its product as uncharacterized. The transcript has 8 exons. The coding region runs from base 84 to 1616 and encodes 510 amino acids. Gene Ontology annotation, biological process: proteolysis. Gene Ontology annotation, molecular function: cysteine-type peptidase activity. NCBI's taxonomy places the organism in Eukaryota, Viridiplantae, Streptophyta, Magnoliopsida, Rosales, Rosaceae. The record is from RefSeq and is a predicted model, not a curated record.